CCCUGCAGGCAGACCGUUCAUGUUUCAGCUGUGAGUGCUGAAGCAAUUCUGAAAUCAUACACAACAGUGUUAUGUGGUUAUAAUUAAGAUCAGGAAUGUGCUCUGCUGAGGAAUCUAGAUCGAACUGAUUGGUUACUCUCGCAAGACUUUCUUUCAUGGACUGCUUUAUUCAGCAGAACUCUAGGCUGAUUUGUGAUCAGCUCACACUAGACUCGCUGAAGACUCCCUCUGCUCACAUCACACAUUGCUUUUAACUGCAGUGUAUAUACAUUUUAAAGCAGUGGUGUGCAAUACUGAGUCAAUUCAGAUGAACAGACUUCAACAUAUCAAGGACCAAAUUUUGUCAUCUGAAAAGAGCAUGGACCUCUUUUUCAAAUGUGAGAUGGAAUAAAUUAAAAAGGCACAAGUACAUGAACAUGGCUGGUACUCUGCUGAGCCCCCUUACGACACAUGUGCUGAAUACAGCGAAAGGAGUUCCUGGAGCCAACAUGACCAUCAGCCUUCAUCGCCUGGAUCCGGUCUCAUCGCUGUGGAUCCUUAUCACUACAGGGAUAACUAAUGUUGAUGGACGUUGUCCAGACUUAAUCACAAAAGAAAGCUUUAUUGCUGGUGUGUAUAAAAUGAAAUUUGAGACUGGAAAGUACUGGGAUGCCUUGGGUGAGAUGUGCUUCUAUCCAUAUGUAGAGGUUGUCUUCAGCAUCACUGAUCCGUCGCAGAAGUAUCACGUUCCUCUGCUUCUGAGCCGCUUCUCUUACAGUACAUACAGAGGGAGUUAGAUGUAUAUUUCAUGUAUCUUUCUUUAAAUAUGUACAAGUAUACAUACUGUAUAUGUCUGAACCUAUAUUAAACAAACAGUGCAGGAUAUGCCAGGACCGUUUUAACAUCUGUACAUCAGUAAUACAUUUUUGGUCACUGCAGAAACAAUCCGUUGGAUUUGAUUGCAUAAAAAAUAUACAAUUCUGAAACUAGCAUCACAUCAAUGAAAUAAAAACCUAUAAAAGUGA
This is a messenger RNA of Myxocyprinus asiaticus (Chinese sucker), 1004 nucleotides long. RefSeq names its product urate (5-hydroxyiso-) hydrolase a (gene uraha). Bases 411 to 776 code for a protein of 121 amino acids. Gene Ontology annotation, molecular function: hydroxyisourate hydrolase activity. Lineage: Eukaryota; Metazoa; Chordata; Actinopteri; Cypriniformes; Catostomidae. Gene Ontology annotation, biological process: purine nucleobase metabolic process. The record is from RefSeq and is a predicted model, not a curated record. The transcript is spliced from 5 exons.